AGGAGACAUCUAGAGGGUGGAGGAACAGCGAGGGGCAAGGGGUGUACAUAGAGAAAGAAGGGAGGAGCAAGGAAGACAGGAGAGGAGAGGAGAGGGAAUAGCAUUGGGAAGGACAGAGCAGAGGGAUAGAGGUAUAGCAUUGAGACACAGGGAAGACAGAGUGGGGAAAAUAGAGAGACGAAGAGGGGAGAUCCUAGCAAGGCAGGAAAAUAGGAGGGAAGAACAGAGAAGAACAUAAGAGAAGAGGGCAGAGAGAACAGCGAAGAGGUAGCAGAACAGCAGAGAGGGGAAGAGGAUAGAGGGGAGGGAGGAACAGCAGAGAGGAAGAGUGGAGAGGGGAAGAGCAGAGAGCAGGAGAGUGAGGGACAGCAGAGAGGAGAGCAGAGAGAGGGAUCCGCUGUAAUCCCCUGCUAGAGAUGGCGGCUCACCGGCUGGUGCUGAUCAGACACGGGGAGAGCACUUGGAACGAGGAGAACCGCUUCUGCGGCUGGUUCGAUGCCGACCUGUCCCAGACGGGGAUGCGGGAGGCGAGCAGGGGGGGCGAGGCUCUGAGCGACGCCGGCUACCAGUUCGACCUGUGUUACACGUCGGUGCUGAAGAGGGCCAUCCGCACCCUGUGGGCCGUGCUGGAGGGGCUGGACCAGAUGUGGCUGCCUGUGGUGAAGAGCUGGCGGCUCAACGAGAGGCACUACGGGGGACUGACCGGCCUCAACAAGGCGGAGACCGCGGCCAAACACGGGGAGCAGCAGGUCAAGAUCUGGAGGAGAUCCUUCGAUGUUCCCCCUCCUCCCAUGGAAGCCGACCACGACUACUAUGCCAUCAUCAGCAAGGACCGUCGCUACACUGACCUGUCGGAGGAGCAGUUGCCUUCCUGCGAGAGUCUGAAGGACACCAUUGCCCGUGCCCUGCCCUUCUGGGAGGAGGAGAUCGUGCCGCAGAUUAAAGCCGGGAAGCGGGUGCUGAUCGCAGCUCACGGCAACAGCCUGCGAGGAAUCGUCAAACACCUGGAAGGCAUGUCCGAGGAAGCCAUCAUGGAGCUGAACCUUCCGACGGGAAUCCCCAUCAUGUACGAGCUCGACAAGAACCUGAAGCCAGUCAAGCCCAUGCAGUUCCUGGGAGAUGAGGAGACCGUGCAGGCAGCCAUGGCUGCCGUAGCAGCCCAGGGCAAAGCUAAGAAAUGAAGCUCGGCACAGAGAGAGCUGUGUAGAAAGAUCAGUAGAACCCCACCGUACAGCUUCUCAAAAAUAUUCUAUAAAUGGUUCUGCAAAACCAUGAGACCACAUAGCUCCUUUGUUUUAGAACACAAAGUGCUGGAGUAAUUUGGUGGGUCAGGCAGCACAUCUGGAGGACAUGGAUAGGCAACGUUUUGGGUCAGGACCUAUCUUCAGAGUCUGAAGUACACAGAUGAUAGUGGAGGCCAAGUCAUUGGAUAUUUCUAAAGCAGAUGUUGGCAGGUUAUUGAUUAGGAAAGGCGUCAAAGGUUAUGGGGAGAAGGCAGGAAAAUGGAUCAGCCAUGAUCGAAUGGCAGAGCAGACUCGAUGGGCUGAAUUGCCUAAUUUUGCUCCAAUGGUCUUAUGGUAAUGGAUCAUAUACUCCAAAGAUGUUGCCUGACCCGCUUCAUUAUCCCAGUAUUUUGUGUUUUAUGCAAGACUCCAGCAUCUGCAGUUUCUUAUGCCUAGCUCACAGUUGUAUUGUCUUGAAUCACCAUAUCCAGUGUUUGGUGAGCUGGCUUGAUGUGUCCUCUAUGCCCUUUUCCAUGUCUUCUCUCUCUCAUUUUGGCUUCUCCUCUUUGUCCUCCCUUCUCCUUUGUCUGUUGGAGCAUAUGACCUGACAGGUAUAUAAAAUUAUGAGAGGCAUAGAUAGGGUAGACUGUCUAAACCUUUUUCCCAACAUGGAAACAAAUCAAAUAUUAGAGGGCACAGCUUUAAGGUGAGAGGGGCAAAAUUUUAAGGAGAUGCAUGGGGCAGAGGGAGGUAGGUGCUUGGAACGCACUGCCAGGGGUGGUCAUGAAGGCAGAUACGAUAAUGGUGUUUAAGAAGUUUUAUAUGUACAAAAAAUGAUCACAAGCUGCAUUGAACUUAGAAACAUAGAAAAUAGGUGCAGGAGUAGGCCAUUCGGCCCUUCGAGCCUGCACCGCCAUUAGUAUGUACAGGCUUGGCCAUUUUAAUUGUUGGGGCAUAAGAACACUUUGGAUCAAGAUGAUGCAUCAAGAUCGCCAACAAGAUCAUUAGUCCCGUUCACCUUGACAAGGGAAGAGUAGAGUUGGCACCCGUGCAUCGGCGAGAGAUGGUGCUGGGGCUUUGACAUUGUCCUGCAUGAGGUGGGGAAUGUUCAUCUGUGCUUCUUGGGGCGGCACAUUGGCGCAGCGGUAGAGUUGCUGCCUUGCAGCACAGAGACCCAGGUUUGAUCUGGACUACAGGCGCUGCGU
Amblyraja radiata (thorny skate) is the source of this 2428-nucleotide messenger RNA. RefSeq names its product phosphoglycerate mutase 1b (gene pgam1b). The coding region runs from base 417 to 1181 and encodes 254 amino acids. The record is from RefSeq and is a predicted model, not a curated record. NCBI's taxonomy places the organism in Eukaryota, Metazoa, Chordata, Chondrichthyes, Rajiformes, Rajidae. Gene Ontology annotation, biological process: glycolytic process. The transcript has 3 exons. Gene Ontology annotation, molecular function: intramolecular phosphotransferase activity.